AUGGAUCCCUCCCUCGUCAAAAUCCCUCCCCUCCGCGAUCUCACAAUCGACAACAUCACUGAAAACGUGAUCUUGAUCAAUUCACUUUGCGAAGAUGCGCGCAUGAAAUAUGUCCUCGAGCGAUUGGUCACGCAUCUCCAUGACUUUGCGCGUGAGACACGUCUUAGUUCCGAUGAGUGGAUGGCCGGAAUCAAAUUCUUGACGGAGACCGGCCAGAUAUGUACUGAUGUUCGACAGGAAUUUAUUCUUCUUUCCGACGUUCUCGGCCUCUCAUUGCUGGUCGACUCAAUCGACCACCCGAAACCCCCCAACUCCACCGAAGGCACAGUCCUAGGCCCCUUCCACACACACGAAGCGCCCCAAAUGUUGCACGGAGACUCCAUGUCACAGGAUACCAAUGGUGAACCUCUUUUAGUGGUUUGCAACGUCAAGGACCGCUCCGGCACACCCAUCGCAGGCGUAAAGAUCGAUAUCUGGGAGACUGAUUCAACGGGCCACUACGACGUUCAACAUGCCGAUCGCUCGGGACCCGAUGGGCGAUGCGUCAUGUUGUCCGAUGCCCAAGGGGAGUUCUGGUUCAAAGCAAUUAAACCUGUGCCGUAUCCCAUUCCGCAUGAUGGGCCCGUGGGAAAGUUGUUGAAGAGGUUGCAUAGACACCCGUAUAGGCCGAGUCAUAUGCAUUUCAUGUUUGAGAAGGAAGGGUAUGAUCAUUUGAUUACGUCGUUGUAUCUUCGCAAUGAUCCCUAUGAGACCUCUGAUGCCGUGUUUGGUGUCAAAAAUACCCUCGUCGUUGAUCUGGGGACGGUGGAUGCUACUCUCGCUGCUAAAUAUGGCGUGGCAGAGGGGACGCCAUUGAUGACUUAUGAUUUUGUGCUUGUUACGGACGUGGAGACGAAAGCUCUGCGGGAGCAUAAUUCGCAGGUUGCGUUGGAUAAGCUGGGCAGAAAGGUAAAGAUUGUUAAUGGAUUGCCGAUUCCUGAUUUGGAUUAA
Molecule: messenger RNA, 990 nt
Organism: Talaromyces marneffei
Lineage: Eukaryota; Fungi; Ascomycota; Eurotiomycetes; Eurotiales; Trichocomaceae
Exons: 2
Coding region: 1-990 (329 amino acids)
Biological process (GO): catechol-containing compound metabolic process
Molecular function (GO): ferric iron binding; catechol 1,2-dioxygenase activity
Source: RefSeq, a predicted model, not a curated record